Eruca vesicaria subsp. sativa (arugula) is the source of this 408-nucleotide messenger RNA. Lineage: Eukaryota; Viridiplantae; Streptophyta; Magnoliopsida; Brassicales; Brassicaceae. The record is from the annotation of a GenBank genome assembly.
AUGGUUAUUUGCUUGAUACAGUUUGCCAAGAUCGGUUGGUACAGAGGUGAAGUACAAGUCAGCAAUGCUUUUGAUUCAGUCGUGGAUAUCAACCCAAAGUUCGAAGAUGUAAUUGAAUUUACAAAACAGAUGUUGGCCAAUGAUCUUCUUCUUGCUCUUAUUGUGCCAAAAGACGAAAAGAAAAUUGUUCAGAAGCAGAAACAAGAUUGGACCGAGAUUGAAGUCAGACAUAUAUCUGAGAUUUUGCUUUCAGGAGUGGAUCCAAACAAAGAAACUUCAUCUGAGGGUUUGUCAACAACAUUUUCGAAGCGCAAAGAAGAAGAUGCUGAUCUACUUGACAUGACAUCUACGUCUAAGAAAUUGUGCACUAAGAUGAUCAAGUUGGAGAAGAUAACGACUGAUGCUUAG